AGACUCAAGACUCAGGGCAUUCGCCGCGAGAGCAGCCGGGUGUGAAGCAGCGGUCCUGGGUUUCACGCUGGUCACCAUUUAGAGGGGGACAGGUGGGAGCCGCUCCCCGCUUCGGAUCUGGCCUUCAGCCCCCUCCUCUUUCUUCCAGCCCCAGCAAGUUGUAUUCUGCAGAGACAAGGGGACCCCAGGAUCUCCAGGGUCCCCAGAAGCAGAAGAUUCCUGGAGGGACUCCUCGCUUCCAGCAGCAGGUGCCACCACAGCAGGAUCUGGGGGAGACACCCCGUCCUUAGUUGAACCAUCUGUUUCCUCUUGGAGUCAUCAUGAGCAGUAAGAAACGCAAGUCACAGAAAAUCACAUUUGAUGCAAGGAAUAAUAUGAAGAUCAAACAUUACUUUUCUCAGAUACCCAAAGAGGAACAGAAUAGUCCCAGUACUUCUCAAAUGAAAGUAGAAUCUAGAAAAAGACCAAGUGAUAUAACUAACACCAUUGAGCAAACAUCCCAUCUGCCUAAGAGCAAGCCACAAGACCUGACCGCCACCCCAAAAAAGAAAAUUGAAAUUACCUUGGAUGUAAACAUCAGGAAACACAAAAGCAUGAAAUACACACUUAUCCACGAUGAGAAGGAGAGCUUAUACAAGGGACUUGUCACUCUUGACGCAGUCAAAACAGAGAUAGAUGCUCGGCCAGGCCAGGAAAUGCUGGUCCGUGGUACAAAAGGAAUCGAAGGGUACCUAAACCUUGGAAUGCCCCUCCACUGUUUUCCUGAAAAGAACCACGUAGAAAUUACAUUUUUUAAAAGUAGUAAUGAACAGAAAGAAUAUAAACAGAUGUCUGGCCGGCAUGACCACGCCUCUACUGAGUGUGUGAAAUUUUACAUUCAUGCAAUUGGGACGAGGGUAAAAAAGAUUGUUCGGUGUAGAAAGAUUCACAAUGAAAGAAGAAAACUCUGUGUCUUUGGUUUCAAAGGAGAAACCAUCAAAGACACUCUGUGCAAAGAUGGCAGAUUUUGUGCCCUUAUAGAGAAGGAGAGCUGGAGACUCAUCGGUGACCUGGAUUCCAUCAUCGAAAGCACCCAGCCCGUGGAUGAGCUGGAGGGCCAGCUCUUUCAGGUUGAGGUUGAAAGACAGGCAAAGCGGAAAGCAACAGCACCUGCUCCGAAUCUGGAGCCGGAGGAGAAGGUGCUUAAAGAGUAUAUCGUGGACGAGUACCCCAGUCUGAGAAGCGAAAGUAAAAAAAUCAGAGAAUACAUCAAGGAAAAAGCAGAACAAAGAAAGAAGGGAAAGAAGACAUCACUGUUUACACUGCAUAGGAGAAACUUUGGAAAACUGACCAAAAACUCGACUCUGGUGAAAGUCCACAAAUUUCUUUCCCAGCUAGGUGACUCUGUUGGGUUCCUACUGUGGGAUAAUAAUGGAAAUACGGGUUGUGCCACCUGCUUUGUGUUUUCGGGACCGUUCAUUCUCACUUGUCGGCAUGUCAUAAAUGACAUUGUGGGGAAAGGGAUAGAGCCAAGUCAGUGGGCAGACAUAAUCGGUCAGUGUGUCAAGGUGAUCUUUAGUUAUGAAGAGAGUCUAGUAAAAGAAGAGAACUGCUUUUUCCUUGAACCUUGGUUUCAGAUAUCAGAUGGAACUCUUGACUAUGCUGUGCUGAAACUGAAGGCAGAUGGCCAGCCAGUGCCCCUGGGGCUACGAGAUAAAAUUGCCCCUUUACCACUCAAUGGGUUGAUGUACAUCAUUGGCCAUCCACAGGGAGAGAGCAAGAGGACCGAUGCUUGUGCAGUGAUCCCUCAGAGUGAACGAGAACAAAAAUACAAGGAAAAUAUUCAGGCAGGAGAAGCAGUAGGCUGCAACUUUCCCCCACACUUUGUUCACAUGCACACGCAAAACAGUUUCCAGAAGAUAGCUCACAACCCUGAUGUGUUGACUUAUGACACUACUUUUUAUUGGGGAUCUUCUGGCUCCCCCGUGUUUGAUUCCCAAGGUUCCCUAGUGGCCAUGCACACAGCUGGCAUCACCUGUGAGUACCAGCAUGGGAUUCUCAAUAUCAUUGAGUUUGGCUCUUCCAUGGAAUCCAUCCUCUCUGAUAUGAAGCAGAAAGAUGAGGCAUGGUACAAUGAAGUGUGCGUCCAGCCACAGGAUGUGGAAAUGUUAAGUCAAGACUAUUGACUGCUGAGAUGUCAUUUAGCUUGCAGGGAAUUGUCCAUGGGGAUGUUAAUACAUAGGCUGUGAGGAUGGUUUUCUAGCUUCCAAACAGGCCAUAACCCAUAGCAUUGAUGUUUAUAGAACAAGCAUAUUGGGUAUCAGGCAUUUUUUUUCUAAGUCCAUGAAGGAACUGAUCUAAAGAACUUUAGGUGGUAGACUAUUAUACAUGUAUUCAAUCAUUUAUAACUAGCAGUAUGGGCUCCUGGAUAUACUUAAACUUUGGUGACAAUUCACUAUUGCUUUGUUUUACUGCUCAAAUUGUUCUCAUUUUGGCCAGGGUGAUUGCUUUUUUUAUUUUUUUGGCUGGUUCUGGGCUUAAACUCAGGGCCUAGGUGCUGUCCCUGAACUCUCUCAGC
Dipodomys spectabilis (banner-tailed kangaroo rat) is the source of this 2557-nucleotide messenger RNA. RefSeq names its product FAM111 trypsin like peptidase A (gene Fam111a). Bases 321 to 2165 code for a protein of 614 amino acids. The transcript has 3 exons. The record is from RefSeq and is a predicted model, not a curated record. NCBI's taxonomy places the organism in Eukaryota, Metazoa, Chordata, Mammalia, Rodentia, Heteromyidae.